AUGUCUCAAUUUCAAGAACAAUUAGAAAAUAUUCCUGGAUAUGGAAUUGCAAUGGAUAAAUUUAAUGAAUAUGCUGAAGAUCAUUGGAAUGUAGGAGUUGAUCCAUAUUAUGAUAAAAAAACUGGUAAAAAAUUAAAAUUACCAAAAGAUAUAACUACAAAAGAUGAACAAAAAUGUUGGAAUAAAAUUCAAUCAUUAGCUUGGCAACAUGAUAAAUGUAUGUUAGGAAGUUGUGGAAUUGGAAUGGAUUGUGGAUUAGGUUUAGUACCAUUUGUUGUGUUUUUUUUUCCAGUAUUAGGACCAUUAGUAAUGUAUGCAAUGCAUUCAAGAUUAAUUGCAAUAGCUGAAAAACAAUUUAAUUUACCAAAUAAAUUACAAGCUCAAUUACAAUCUAAUAUUGGAUUUGAUUUAUUAAUUACUUUUCCACCAGUUAUAGGUAGCUUUUUUGGUUGGUUACAUAGUUGUUCUACAAGAAAUGCAGGAUUAAUAUAUGCGUAUAUUGAUAAAAUGGCAAAACAAAGAGCAGAAAGUGGUAUGACUUACGGAGGUAGAGGUGUUACUGCUGGUAAUGCUGGAUUGAAUCAACAACAUUUUGGACAUGCUAAUCAAUUUCAACAACCAACUCAGCAACCACAACAAACACAACAAUCACAGCAACAUGCAAGAAAUGUACAAUACUCACAACCACAACAACCUCAACCAGCUUAUAAACAACAGAAACAACUGACAUUUACAGCAUUUCAAAAACUGAAAAAUCCUCGAGCGAAUGUAAAUAAUACUAUUGAAGUUGGUCAACAACAACAAUCUGGAUUUAUAUAG
This is a messenger RNA of Lodderomyces pseudojiufengensis, 819 nucleotides long. RefSeq lists its product as uncharacterized. The transcript has a single exon. Lineage: Eukaryota; Fungi; Ascomycota; Pichiomycetes; Serinales; Debaryomycetaceae. The record is from RefSeq and is a predicted model, not a curated record. Bases 1 to 819 code for a protein of 272 amino acids.